Molecule: messenger RNA, 3814 nt
Organism: Leucoraja erinaceus (little skate)
Lineage: Eukaryota; Metazoa; Chordata; Chondrichthyes; Rajiformes; Rajidae
Gene: vps33b
Product: VPS33B late endosome and lysosome associated
Exons: 22
Coding region: 163-1884 (573 amino acids)
Biological process (GO): vesicle-mediated transport; intracellular protein transport
Cellular component (GO): CORVET complex; lysosome
Source: RefSeq, a predicted model, not a curated record
CUGAUCUGGGCAAACUGAAAUCACUUACACAGGAAGACAUUUUGUUUCUCCGACUGUACUGUGGAAUCACCCUGAGUUCAGAAUUCCUCACUUUCUUUUCUCGUGGGAUCUGCACACAUUCAGUUGCCGGGAAAGAAGGAUUUGUUCAUUGAAGCCGACCUGAUGAGCCCUCUGGACCGGAUUGCAAAUGUCUCUAUUCUGAAGCAACACGAUGUGGAGAAGCUGUACAAACUGGACAAUAAGCCAGUUGUGGGAGUCAGUGACCAAUUGUGUUUUCUUGUUCGUCCUCGGAUUUCCAGUGUGAAGCAUGUAGCAGAGAUUGUCAACGCUGAUAAAGCUGAUGGCAGGCUUCGUAAAUACAAGAUUAUAUUCACUCCUCAGAAGUUCUACAUGUGUGAGACAGUGCUGGAGGAGGAGGGCAUCUUUGGAGAUGUAACGAUCGAUGACUGGGACUUUUACCUACUGCCCCUGGAUGAUGACCUGAUCAGCAUGGAGUUGCCCGAGUUUUUCCGUGACUAUUUUUUGGAGGGUGACCAUCGGUGGAUGUGCACAGUGGCAAAGGCUCUGCACGUGUUGCACUCCUUGUUCGGGCCCUUCUCCAAGACUUACGGAAUCGGCCGGUGCGCAAAGAUGACCUACCAGCUAUGGAAAGAAAUUGUGGAGAAUACGGAGAGUGAAAUUAAACCACGGCAGGCUGAGAUUGGUCAAGUUUUCUUCAUUGACCGAGAUGUGGAUUACGUCACCCCCAUGUGCUCUCAAGUUGUGUAUGAGGGACUCGUGGACGAUGUAUUCCGAAUUAAAUGUGGGAGCGUGGACUUUGGCUCUGAAGUAACGUCAUCGGAAAAAAGUGUGAAGGUGUUACUGAACUCUCAUGACAAGGUUUUCAAGGAGAUUCGGAAUGAACAUUUCUCCAACGUGUUUGGGUUCCUGAGUCAGAAAGCAAGACGGCUCCAAAUGCAAUAUGAUAAACGCCAAGGGAUGGACAUUAAACAGAUGAAGGAUUUUGUGUCUCAAGAACUCAAGAGCUUGAAGCAGGAGCAUCGACUAUUGAGUCUUCAUAUUGGAGCAUGCGAGUCAAUUAUGAAGAAGAAAACAAAACAGGACUUUCAGGAGCUGCUGAAAUCCGAGCAUGCACUGCUGGAAGGGUUCGAGAUCAGGGAGAGCACCACCUGUAUUGAGGAGCACAUUAACAGGCAGAUUUCUCCCUUUGAGAGUCUCCGGCUGAUGUGUCUACUGUCGCUGACAGAAAAUGGUCUGAUUUCCAAAGAUUAUCGAUCGUUGAAAACACAGUAUCUGCAAAGCUAUGGAUACGAGCACAUCCUGACCUUCGCCAACCUGAAACAGAUCGGACUGCUGACAGAGCAACAGUCCGGAGAAACUCUGACCGCAGUGGAGAGCACCAUGGGCAAGCUUGUGACAGACAAAGCAGUCGGGAAGCUGACUGAUGCCUUCUCAUCUCUGGCCAGGAAAAGUCACUUCAGAGCUUUGAGCAAACGGCUGAACCUGAUCCCCCGCUCAGUGGAGGAAUAUGACCUGAAGGUGCCGCGAGACAUGGCCUAUGUAUUUAGCGGUGCAUACAUUCCACUGAGCUGUAAGAUCAUAGAACAGGUGCUGGAGGACCGUGAGAGUUGGGCAGGAAUGGAAGAGGUGUCGCGGUUAUUAAACAGCAAUCAAUUUGCCACCAUUGAAAGGUCCGUCGACCCAGCAUCCAGCAGCAGCGUGCAGAGGGUGAUCCUUGUGCUUUUUCUCGGAGGCUGCACAUUCUCGGAAAUCGCAGCCCUGAGGUUCCUGGGCAAAGAGAAAGGAUAUAGGUUUGUUUUUGUUACCACGGCAAUCACAAACAGUUUUCGGAUGCUGGAAUCUUUGUUUGAGACGCACGUGUAAAAGACGCACCAGCCCUUUUUGAGCAAGACAUCAGGAGAGGGAAUGUACAGUGAGUGGAGGUUGUUGAGCCAGCUUCAACCUAGUAAUAAAAAAUAAAACAAAAUUAUCCGCAACCCGAUGGAGUUUGUCAGUGAAAUCAAGUCCAGUUGUCUCAACUUCUGACGGAACAAUGGACGUGCUGAGAUUUAAAUCACCACCUUGGCCAGCUACUUGAAUCCUAUAAAUUGGCUACUCAGAGUGAAGUAGUCAGCUGGCUUUACUGACCUAAUGGCAGAAGGAUUUGUGACUUCUAUUUCAGGGAAAGCAGAAGGAUUUCCAGUGAAAUAACAAUGCACUGCCUUUACCCCAGCAGAAACCCUGGAAGAGCUGGAUUUGCAUUGCAAUGAGCGACGAAACAUUGAGAGAAAUAUGGAUCCCAUUACAUGGCCUCUGACAUCAACUCCGCCAUUCACUGAGAUGGUGGCUGAUUUGAUCUUUGUCUCAGUCCAGCAUUCUUGCCUGAUCCCAUAAUCCACGACUGCCCUAUAGAUCAUCGGAACAGUUUUGAAAGGAUUCAUUCAUUCAGCAUCGUUGAAAACAUUAGCGACGCAGUGGUGUUGGUUUCCAACGGGAAUGGUGACGGACGCACCACACAUCUCUGUCCUCCUGCUCCUGUGGACUACCGCAGCUGGAAGUAUAGGGUUUUGGUGUGUGUGUGCUUUAUCAUCAUUCGAAACUUCUACUGAAGUGUGGAUGGCUGUUGGCUCGCUAGAAGCUCAUCCGCCCUUUGACAGGUCUUGUUUUUGGCCCUGCUGGGGGUCCACAGCCCCCUCCUAACCUGGCAAACCAUGUGGGGGAGACGGUUUAGUUGCUGACUAUCCGACCUUGGAUCAGGUAGCACGGGAUUACAUGGCACCCCUGACGGGGGGAAUCUCCCCCCGAUCUGAUCUGAAAAGGAGGUUUUAUGUUUGGAGAUCAGAAACAAAACAACUGUUUAUUUAGCACCUUCUUUGCCAAAGUCUUGAAUUACAGCCUGUUGAGAAGUCUUGGCAUUGUUCCUUUGGAAAAUGUGCAGAUCAGUUUCUGUGCAACAAGUCCCACAGACGACAAUGAGAUCAUGACCGGCCAGUCUGGUUUUGAUGGAGUAAUAUGUGCAGGUGUGGGAGACUUCCUUGCAUUUACUUUUGAACUGUGAUGGGAAGGGAGCGAUUUCACUAACUAUUUCAACACAAUGGGGAUGGAAUAACGAAACUUAAUGCAGUCAAUAUGUUCCACAUAUGUAAAAUACAACGCAUCUUCCAUGGUAAUCACCCCGAUAUAAAAAAUGUAAUUUAUUGAAUUCAGAAAAAUGGUCCAGACAUUUUAUAGUAACAAGGGUUUGAGAUUGCAAAUAUGUAAAAACAGGUUUAUAAAUGAAAGAAUUAAAGCUAUUUGUUUCAUCUGAACAGGGACCUUCAUUGAAAUUAUUCCAAUUCCAUUUUCCUUCUCCUUUGAACUUUUACAUUCCUCCUCUGAAAAUCAAAGUUAGAACAAUCUGAAACAUUAAGAGUACCAAUUGCCUAUUCUUAAUCAUACUCGCAAGUCACAAUAACUUCAGUUUCAAUUGCAAUGCUACCGACAGGAGUUAUUGAGCAAAAAGCAAAGUGCUGGAAGAACCUAGUGAAUCAGGCAGCAUAUGUUGAGAGGAUGGACUAAUGAUAUUUUGGGUCGCCGCUGAUGCUGCCUGACCCACUAAGUUCCUCCUGUACUUUGUGUUUUGCUUAAGAUUCCAGCAUCUGCAGUUUCUCGUAGUCUCCACAGGAAUUAUUGUCAGUAUUAAGUUUCCACUGGCAAAGAACUUUGCUGAUACCGAGUGCUAGCUUUUCGACUGUGAAUUUCCAUCUUGCACUGAGCUAAACUUUUAUGUAUAUAAUAAUGUGUGACAAUAAAUAAAAAAUGCUUUAUGUACUGU